Coccinella septempunctata (seven-spotted ladybird) is the source of this 877-nucleotide messenger RNA. Its product is annotated as odorant receptor 4-like. Gene Ontology annotation, molecular function: odorant binding; olfactory receptor activity. The coding region runs from base 1 to 771 and encodes 256 amino acids. Gene Ontology annotation, biological process: detection of chemical stimulus involved in sensory perception of smell; sensory perception of smell. NCBI's taxonomy places the organism in Eukaryota, Metazoa, Arthropoda, Insecta, Coleoptera, Coccinellidae. The transcript is spliced from 6 exons. The record is from RefSeq and is a predicted model, not a curated record. Gene Ontology annotation, cellular component: plasma membrane.
AUGUAUUCUCUCAAUGCAAGAUUUUUUAUUGUGAGUAUUUUUGCCUGUAUAUUAUUGCUCAUUCUUCCUUUGAUUAUGGAACAGAAGAAGAAGCUGCCUUUUGAUGUCUGGUACCCGUAUGACUACAAAAUUGCUCCUUUGUAUAUUGUAACUUACGCUCAUCAAACUUUAACAGCUUCGUAUGUUACGCUGUCUCAAUUAGGAAUAGAUACGUUUUCAGCUGGAUUGAUGGCCGUUGUUGGUUGCCAAUGUGCUCUUUUAGAAGAUAGGAUGAUGAACUUUGAUGAAAAUAUUGUCGAUUUUGAUCAAUUAUUUCGAGAAAUUGCCGAUCAUCAUGCUCAGAUUUUAAAGUUAGCUAAAAAACUGAACAAGUUGGUCUCUUUUUACGCAUUUGCUCAAAUGGGUUUAUGCGUAUUGUUGUUCUGUACUGCCCUAUUCCGUUUGUCUGUUAUUGAAACAACGAGUCCGGAAUUUCUUGCAGUAAUUGUCUACAUCGUAGCAGUAAAAAUCCAAUUAUUUUUGUACUGUUGGUUUGGUAAUGAGGUGACUGUAUACAGCUCCAGACUGCAUCUAGCAGCAUUUCAUUGCAAUUGGAUAGGUUCGCCUAUAAGUUUUCAGAAAAAACUGAUCCUCUUCUUGGGCAAGACUGCUAAUCCAAUCAAAAUAAGGGCAAUUAAUUUCAUUCCAAUGUCGAUUUUGACAUUCUCUACGAUCAUGAAGAAUUCUUGGUCAUAUUUUGCUGUUCUACAGCAAGUACACAACAGAAUGUGAAUGAAUUAACAAAUCAAUCAGGAGUACUUCAGUGUGGUAUUUGUUUGUGAAUGUGAAUGAACUGAUUUUUCAUUGACAUUCAAUAUUCAUUUUAUCAAAUAUUUAU